Molecule: messenger RNA, 949 nt
Organism: Rhagoletis pomonella (apple maggot)
Lineage: Eukaryota; Metazoa; Arthropoda; Insecta; Diptera; Tephritidae
Source: RefSeq, a predicted model, not a curated record
AAAAAUCCCGUCCAGCUGCCAACGUCAUGUCAAUACACAAUUACACCAUACAGCAGUAAUGUCUGUCAACUGCUUAUCGAAUUUCAGCGCUUUGAGUUGCGCACCCCAACCGCGGACACAGCCUCGGCCACACUGACCUGCACCGACUCCUUUUCGGUGGGCGGCUACACACUGUGUGGAGAAAAUAAUGGUCAACACUUGUAUUUGCCAUUCAAUGUGGCAGCUGGUGCUUCACAAAUCUUAUUGGACUUCAGUUUGCCCACACAAUAUUCACUAUCCACAUGGUACUUGGUGGUCACACAGCUAGAGUGUCCAGCGGCGAAAAAACGCGUUGGUAAUGGCGUUUUGCUGCCCUUUAUGGGCCAAACAAAUCUACAGGAUUUGCGUACGAUUUUCUCUACAAAGCAUAGCGAUUUGGAUUUAUUAGCACCACCCGGUUGCUUGCAGUACUUCCGAGAUCCGGCGGGCCAAAUUAAAAGUUUCGGAAGCGACUACUAUUUGGCAGAUAUGAAAUAUACAAUCUGCAUAAAACCAUUGCCAGGCACAACGAUGAUUGAGUAUACUGUAAAUAGAUUUUCGCUUUCCGCGGAGCAAGAUGGCCUAUACUAUGACGAAUCUUGCCACCCAACUAUAUACACAGAGGGUCGGCAAAACGACUAUCUGAUGAUACCGAAUGCGAUGUUCAGGGAUAAUAUGGAUUUCCAGCCGACUUACUACUGUGGACUGGGUCUAACAACAAGUCAGGUGCUAGUUGCAACUGCGCCAUAUAUUAUGUAUUUCUCCAGCGAUAGCCAGUGGAGCUCAGUUGAAACAGGUUUUAGUAUAUCGUAUGUUGUAAGGACGACAAUAAACUGAUAAUAGUGGCGAUGUUUUCAUUAUAUGAAUGCGAUAACUGUGUAUUUUUUUUUUUACAAAAUUGGUGUUUUUAAGCAAUGAAAUCUAUGUGAAA